GUGCUUGCUGUCCGCCUCAACUCAACAGGCAACAAAGGAAGAGGCCGGUAGCUCCUCAAGUGUGCUAACCUAGUCAGUCAGAAAGGUGUCACCUUAUUGUGUCAUUGUAUGCGAGAAUAUAUCACCGCGUCUUUUUGCUCCCUUCCCCAGACGUACCAACCGUGGACAUGUAAACGCUGCCGUUAUUCUUGUGGACCGGGACGCAGAAUAACUCAAGCAUCUCAUGAAAGGUGCUGGAAGUGGAACUUCACCCAUUCAGUCAAGUCGAGUCACAUUUUCUCUGCUCAUCAUGGGUUUCCUGGCUCUGCUGUAUGCAUGGCUUAUGUGCGACGCGAUGGGAGGAUACUGUGGCUAGUACAUUCAUCAGGACACAAGGAGAGACAUCUCAUGCCCCCCUCCUUGGCGGAGGGCCAGUCAGAAUGAAGAAGAUCAGCCUGAAGACCAUCCGGAAGUCGCUGAGCAUAAAGGGCAAAGAGGACGGCGACUUUGCCAUGCUCCAGCAGGCACCCGUGGCAGCAGAGUUCUCAAAGGACGAGUCACUUUUUGGUGGCUGCUACACCAAAGACCUUUCCGUGUGCGAUCUGGGUGGCGAGGAAGACAAAGGUGGGCAGAAUAAGAACCGUUCAAAGGGCGAAGGCCUGAUGGGAUCACUUAAGAGAAGGCUGUCCGCCAAGCAGAAGGCAAAGAGCAAAGCCGGGUCCUCCGCCAUUGGCUCGACGGACGACGACGACACCUUCUCCUCCUCUUCUGUGCCCAUCAGCUUGAACGAGGUCAAAGCCCAGAGACCUCUAAGGUCCGCGUCGCUACGGAGUCACCACUAUAGCCCCUCGCCAUGGCCUCUGCGGCCAGUCAACUCUGACGAAGCUUGUAUUAAGAUGGAGGUCAAAGUUAAAGCCAUGGUCCACUCGCCUAGCCCCAGCCCCAACUUGAAUGGCAUCCGGAAGGAAUUCAGCGAUUUUCAGAUGGACGGGCUCUUUCAGGACCAACCCGAAUCCUUCAAAAACCUCCAGCAGCCACAAAACGGCGAGCUGCAUCUAAACAUUGACGACAAUGACGUGCCUGUGGUGCUGGGGUUGACGCCCCAAGACUACAUUCAGUACACAAUGCCUUUGGAUGAGGGAAUGUACCCAGAAGGGUCCCACUCCUUCUGUCUGGACAGCGCGUCUCCUAUGGAGGUGGCGGCGGAGGCAGACAACGGGUGUCCCCUGAUGGAUCGGGGACCGGAGGAGCACGAAAUGGUCGGCGCGUUGCCUCCGGAUCUUUUCAUGGACACCUCGGUUAAUAGUCUUCUUAUCGGUUCUGCUGGCGUCAUGCUUCAAAGCUCGAGAGGAGAGGGCCCGCCUCCCCUCUCUCCCCUCCUGCCUCCCAUGAGCAGUAGCGGUCGUUUUCCCAGGACGUUCUCUGGCUUCGGCUCCUCGGACAGCCAGGUUGCCGAUAGGGUUCGACACCACCUCAACUUUGAUCCCAAUUCGGCUCCUGGCGUCAGCCGAGUGUAUGACUCUGUCCAGAGCAGCGGGCCCAUGGUGGUGACCAGCCUGACCGAGGAGCUGAAGAAGCUGGCGAGGCAGGGCUGGUACUGGGGGCCCAUCACACGCUGGGAGGCGGAGGAAAAGCUCAUCAACUUGGCCGAUGGCUCGUUUUUGGUCCGGGACAGCUCGGAUGACAGGUACCUGCUCAGCCUGAGUUUCAGGUCACAGGGCAAAACUCUCCACACCCGGAUCGAACACUCCAACGGACGCUUCAGCUUUUAUGAGCAGCCUGACGUGGAAGGGCACACGUCCAUUGUGGACCUCAUUGAACAUUCGAUAAAAGACUCGGAGAAUGGUGCUUUUUGUUAUUCCAGAUCCCGCUUACCGGGGUCCGCAACCUACCCCGUCAGACUCACCAACCCCGUGUCUCGGUUUAUGCAAGUGCGCUCCCUGCAGUACCUUUGUCGCUUUGUCAUUCGACAAUACACAAGGAUAGACCUUAUCCAGAAACUGCCCUUACCUAACAAGAUGAAAGAUUACCUACAGGAGAAGCACUACUGACAUACACAGGACAGUGGCGUCUAUUUUGCACUUUUUAUGUUCAGUGAGGUGUACAGUGGUCCCUCCUUUGUUGCGGGGCUUACGUUCGCGAUGGUUGAUAUCUGCUAAAUUUGGGUUCAUUUUGUUGGGCUGGAAUUUAGCCUCGAUUAAACCAUUACAACACACACCCACACAAACAUAGCUCCCACCCUUCAAAACGCUUGGUACACUUCAUAAAUGUAACUUUUAAAAUGCAAACUGAAGCAUGAAUACUAAAAUGCGGAUUAUAGGCCGCAUUCCUAAAUUAACGUGAGCUGAGCACGCUCUGCGCCCUGGCAGCGGACGAGGACGACAAAAUGUUGGCGAAUAACGACGUUCAAAGUUUUUCUUUUUAAUCUUAAACUAGCUUACCCUAACUAGCAUCCCGUGUCUGGUGCGCUGGUGCGUCAGGGCAGUCCAGAUGGAAACAAUUCAAGCACGACCUGCUGAUUGGUUCAGAACACAGGCUGGCUUCGAAAAAUUAUUGUGAGGGAACCGUGUGCUGCCUCUCUGAACACACACACCCUCAGAGUAGUUCACGACCAUCAGAUUUCCGAACACGCCCCGCAUGCUCAUGGUCUCGGUUUUUGUAAAUCGAAUUUCCCCUCCGCAAAAAAAUAAAUAAAUACAUUUCUUGACUGGUCCGAUUUAGACGGUAGAAAAAUUGCAAGAAAGCCUGCAAAAUAGCGAUUUCAAACUGCAAGAGAUGAAGAUAUAAUGAGAAAUGAAAAACCGUGACGGAUUGAAGCCGGAAAAACCAAACUGCGAAGUAGUGAGGGAACACUGUACACAAGGUUUACAUCCACCUGAACCCUUUUGAGAUGAUGAUUUCUACUUACAGGUCAACCACACACACAAUCAGCCCCCGCGACUUAUUCCAGUUGCACAAUGAAAUGCUGAAACAAGGCCUAUAAGAAAUUCAAAAUGAACGGCAACUAGUGCAUUGGUAUGCAUUUUUAAAAUGAAUUUGGUGAAAUAAACGAAUUUCUCAUUGACCUUUUUGGGCUGAAAAAGCACCUGCAAAACCUGUCAAACUGAUCAGUUUUGAGCAUGUUCUAGUUCAGCAUAAUACAUGAAAAUGAAUUCUCAUGUUUGCAUGCAUUGAUUGUUGUAGGAGACUCCUUGGAUGCUUUCCUAUCAUGAACGCAUCUUCGAAACCUAGCCACGGUGUGACAGGUGACAGCUGUUCAACCGGUGAAUGUUUGCGGUCGAACUUUAGAAAGCACAACAGUAGACUAAGAUCUGACGAUUACUCGUCAAUUGCAAAAACAAACGCCACAUGACGAUGAAAUCAUCUUUUCAGGUGUUUUGUGUAGAACAUAAUGUGCGGCGACAUGUGUGGCAUGCAGGUCGCCACGGUUUACGGCUGUCUAAAAUGGAGACAUUUUAAGCAAUUUGGUCAUGCGCAUUGAGCUUUAAAUUCACCUCUGGCUAUGUAGAGCCAUUCUAUAUUAUGCAAGUCUGACGGUACUGAUGAUGCUGGAUUUUUAAUUCUUUUUUUCUUUCCGUGUGCUGUUUUUGGAAACGGCAUUGUUUUACUCUUGUGCGCUACAAAUAAGUGGGACCUAUUAUGCUUAAUGGUGAUUUAAGAUACAAUGUACGCUAAAGUAUUGUUUCUAUUCUUUCUUUCCGUGACUGCAGCUCAUCCCCGAGGUCUCGUUUGGUGUUCUGAACUAGGCAAGAGCCAUUUAGGACCUCUUUGAACAUAAACGGUAGCUCAAGAUCCUUUAGAACCACACGACCCCGUUUCGAGUUUGAACACGGUUUCUCAGUCAAUAGCAAGAGAAAGUAUAGCCAAACCUUUGAGCGGUAGUGCGUUUUGCUAGAUUGGUUGUCCAAAGUUAAGCAUAACAGGUCCCCUUUUCAAGUAUUUUUUUGUAGAAGGAAUACUACACAGCAGCUCGAGUGAAGAACCGUGCUGCUCAUUCGCAUGAAGUGAAGACUUCGACGGUUGACCUCAACGAGAUAAGAUGUCACAAUGGGCUUUGCAACGUUGCGUAAACCCAACUAAAGCUUUGAUGUGCUUUGUAAUUACAAACAAGUCAUCUAGAAGCUAAAAGCAGACCUGUCGUCACUCGACCUGAAUCUGUACGCAGCGACGCUUGCGUCUUCAAGUCUGACCCAGCUCAAAUGACUUCCCAAACCGGUGUGAACUCUGUGUGAAAGGAUUUGGGAAAUCCACGUUUGGCUUGAUGUCCAGGUCUCAGCUCAUGACAAUUCCAUUACAGUUGCAUGGUUACCAUGUGAGUUUCCCAAAAACAAAAGAACGCAAAACACAGCAGGAAAGAGGGAAAAGCACAUCCAGCACUUCAUUUCAAAAGUGCUUGAUACGAAUACCUUGAGAAGGAAUUAUGGUGAGGUCAGUUCUCACAUUAGCGCCCGAGCAUUUGGAGACACGGUUCCUCAGACAAAGAUAAUAUGGUGUCCGUUUAAGUGAGCUGGAAACGUUCACGUCUGAGAAAUGAGGAACUCGGAAUGGUGUUGCAUGUUAAAGGUAGUAGCGUUUUCAACCGUUUGUGUUGUAUAGGAAGGAACUUGCUUCUGCUAACCUGUGUACUGGGGAAGUUGGAUCUUGUUUUUCUUUUCUGAUCUGUUGUUUGGUUUUGGCGACAUUGACAUCCUGCCAAGAGUUCACCGUCGCACGCUAGUCGCCAUUUCUUCAUGUACGCGUUUGGUUAACUGUACGCUGUAUUUAGUUUGGUGUCAUCCGAUGUGUGUGGAACAUGAAGGGGAAGGCACCAGCAUCCCGCCCGGAUCGGCGGAUCAUGAAUGUGGAUGUACUUUUUGAUUGAAAUGUGAAAGUCGGAUGUUUUUGAUACAGUGUUGUUUUUUUCUGUUUUGAUUUGCAAUCCGUUGUCCCGAUAUUGACGAGCGGGAACCCUUUUCCACAAGUGUCGCUGCUGUGAUCCAUCGUCGCUUUAGCUUUUUGACACCUCGAGUGUGUGGUUCCAGAGCUUGAUGCCUGUGCACGCUGCCGUUCCGCACUUAAACAUUUUUGGUGCAUCCUGAUGAAUGAAGGUGAUCGUUUACAGCAUUAUUAUUCUUAUUAUUUUUGUAGAUGCCCGUCCUCUGUCCAUGUUUUGUUGACAUCUCUCAAAUAUAUUGGUACAAGACCUUGUCACGUGUUUCCACACAUUUGUGCUGCUUACGGAAAACGAUUGCCUUUCUUGUAUUUAAUAAUGAGGGGUGGGGGGGGUGCUAGAGUGUGGCCAACAUUGAUGUAUGUACACACAAUGGUGUGUUGUCAUCUUGGGAGAGCAAUGCAGAUUUGCAAUUUGGUCAAAACUAGAGUUCACUUCAAAAGAGCAUCAAUCGCGAUCGGGAAACACUCCGGGGUUACUCGUUCAAACUAGUUUACAAAUCGUUUGUUCACUUUCCAAAGUAGACAGACUUUUGUAAUUUCUUUUGUUAAUCAGCAGUGAUUUAUUGCACAUUUUGGAUACAGUUUAAGAGUUUUUGUAUCUGCCAGUUAUAAAUUAUAAAUAAAAAAAGUAUAUUCUAAAAC
This is a messenger RNA of Hippocampus comes (tiger tail seahorse), 5553 nucleotides long. RefSeq names its product suppressor of cytokine signaling 6a (gene socs6a). The record is from RefSeq and is a predicted model, not a curated record. Gene Ontology annotation, cellular component: phosphatidylinositol 3-kinase complex. Lineage: Eukaryota; Metazoa; Chordata; Actinopteri; Syngnathiformes; Syngnathidae. Gene Ontology annotation, biological process: phosphatidylinositol phosphate biosynthetic process; regulation of growth; protein ubiquitination. Gene Ontology annotation, molecular function: 1-phosphatidylinositol-3-kinase regulator activity. The coding region runs from base 312 to 2030 and encodes 572 amino acids. The transcript is spliced from 3 exons.